Molecule: messenger RNA, 201 nt
Organism: Echinostoma caproni
Lineage: Eukaryota; Metazoa; Platyhelminthes; Trematoda; Plagiorchiida; Echinostomatidae
Source: the annotation of a GenBank genome assembly
UUGUGGUCUUCAGGUGCUAUCACCGGUCUUGCAGCUAGCUCGGAUGGAGAGUUAGCUUGCACGGUGGGAGAUGACAAAACCGCCAAAGUGUUCGAUGUAGUGAAUUUCGAUAUGAUCAGUAUGAUGAAAUUGGAUUUCAUCCCUGCCGGUUGCUGCUUUAUCUACUCUCCAAAAGACGAGGUAGCGGUCCUGGCUUUGUAA